UGGGAUUUUCAUGAAAGAAAAGCUUCAUGUCAACACUCAUAAAUAUUCAUGUAUUCAUCUUUCAUUUAUUGGAAGCUUGUGCACUGAUUAAAAGAAAUUAUUUAGGCAUUGGUAAUUAAAAGGGCGCUAAUUGAACACGGCUUUUUUCUUAUUAGUAGUUCCACUAUACAUGAUUCAUUCCUGGAAACCUUCAAAAUCAUCCGGAAAUUAUGCACCUGUAAAUAAAGCACUACCAAUGAUUUUUGCUGUAAAUUACUUAAUGUGAUUCUAAUAAUAAUAAGUUAAAUAAGGAAAACUGAAGAAAUGUUAAUGUUCCCACUGAGGAUUUAAAACUGUCUGUAUCUUGAGAAAAACUUGUACUCUUUUUAAAAAGUGGUUCAUGUUUUUGCUUGAUCAAAAAUACUUUUUUUUAAUGUAGGUUUUGUAAAUUCCUCAAGCUUUUUUUUUAAGCUUUUAAGAAGCUUUUAAAGAGCCUGAUUCUUUACAUUGUGAUCUGAACAGUUUCUGGACACGCCUCGGUGUCAGCCGGUGGUUUGCAUGCCUGCGGGAUGUUGGAAUCGGUGUUAACGGCACUCACUGCGUGCUUUGCGCCACAUUUGGUUCCUCUGCUGGUGGCAUUUCGUGCUCAGAUCUUUGGCUCGCAGUAAGAAGUUAAAUUCCAGGCAGAACGUCUUCUGAGGGGGCAACUGUUCAGCUUGUGGGCCCUGGCAUCUGACCCCGCCUGUCCAAAAUUAGCCGGUUUGUGAUCACUGGCAGCCGGUUUUCCAGGAUAGUAAAGCGUUUCGUAUUUCCUGCUGGAGGUCAAAGGGUCACUGAUUGAUAACGUGGGGGAAACGGGACUCGUCCAGUUCAGCUGCGGACAGAGUCAGUGUGCUUUAUCAAACCUGUCCGCUCAUGUUUAACUGAUGAGAGUUUUCUGUCUCUGAACAGGGUGUGAAGAUCACAAACCGCCAAAAUGUCUGAGGGAAAGAAAAUGACAUCCAGCCGCAGGCAUCAUCUGAAGAGCUUGAUGCUGCAGAUCGCUGCCAACUGGAUCGAGCAGGAGAAGAAGGAAAUCGAGGAGGCGAAGGAGGCCUACAUGGCCGAGAACUGCCCCGCCCCAGACCUCAGCGGAGACCAGGCUGCCCUCAUGGAAAUUUGCAAGAAGCUCCAACUGGCCAUCGACAAGAUCGACGACAUGAGGUACGACGCCGAGGCCAAAGUUCAGAAAGCCGACAAAGAGAUCGAGGAUCUGAAACUGAAGGUGGUCGAGCUGGCCGGAGUGAAGAAACCCGCCCUGAAGAAAGUGCGUAUGUCUGCUGACGCCAUGCUGCAGGCUCUGCUGGGAGGAAAACACAAGGUGACCAUGGACCUGAGGGCCAACCUGAAGCAGGUCAAGAAGGAGGUGAAAGAGGAGUCAACAGAGGCCGUCGGCGACUGGCGUAAAAACAUCGAGGACAAAGCCGACAGGAAGAAGAUGUUCGAGACUUCCUAAAACCCUCCUGGACCGACGAGGACGACAGCAGGGGAGACGUUUCUGUCUGAGGUCUGAGUGACUCUGAGCCCCAGCAGGACACACAGGGAAAGGAGUUUAGACACUUUUUUUGGUUCGUUGUUUUUUUUUUUGGUUGUUUUUGUGAUAUAUACCAUUGCCUGAGAGAGAAUGAACUCAAACAAAGAAACAGCUAAAGCAUCUGACACAGAAACAUUAGUUCAAACUGUACAAGAUUUCAUGGAGUCAUUAGAAAUAAAUGUUAUGCAAUAAGGAUUAAUUUGUUUGCUACUUUUAUCCGUGUUUUAUCCUUCUUCAUUUUGUUUUUCCCAAAUUACAUUUCCUACAGUGAUUUACUCAGUCAGUCUUAGAAAUCAGUCAUUUCUGGACAAAUUAAACUUUGUUCUAUUUAAUUUAAAUUAACAUAAAAGUGUAA
Toxotes jaculatrix (banded archerfish) is the source of this 1907-nucleotide messenger RNA. RefSeq names its product troponin I, fast skeletal muscle-like. NCBI's taxonomy places the organism in Eukaryota, Metazoa, Chordata, Actinopteri, Toxotidae. Gene Ontology annotation, biological process: muscle contraction. The transcript is spliced from 6 exons. Bases 956 to 1474 code for a protein of 172 amino acids. Gene Ontology annotation, cellular component: troponin complex. The record is from RefSeq and is a predicted model, not a curated record.